Messenger RNA from Brenthis ino (lesser marbled fritillary), 471 nucleotides. The record is from the annotation of a GenBank genome assembly. Lineage: Eukaryota; Metazoa; Arthropoda; Insecta; Lepidoptera; Nymphalidae.
AUGGUACCCCUCGGGCCGGAAGCCUCACGACACACCACAUUAGGUUUAUUAACAAAAGCGAAAAGGUUUAUAAAGAGCCUUGAAGAAAGGGAAAAAAGGCACUCAAGUCACAAAGAACAGUUAGCAAGGGAACAGCGUUACCUGCGACGGAGACUAGCACAGUUAAGGGCGAGUAGGGACGUGACCCGUUCCCUAGAAGAGAGCGCGAUGACGCACGCGCACGCAACAAGGGCAGACUCGCUGUCGUCCCUCGAGUCCUCAUCCGGCGUGUCUACGGCUGAGAGAUCGCCUUCAUCGGUUUCCGAAAGCGAUGAAGUGGACCGGGGACAGCGGGGUGGUGGCGCGCCGGCGUCGUCGCAAGCAUCGCGCCACGCGGUACACCAGGGUGUAGGUGCGCGGUGCGCGGCGCGAGUGCUGUGCGCACUAUCUUCGUAUAAAAACAAUCGUAGGACAUUUUGUUGGUACAUGUAU